This is a messenger RNA of Erpetoichthys calabaricus (reedfish), 545 nucleotides long. RefSeq names its product small integral membrane protein 36 (gene smim36). The transcript is spliced from 3 exons. Bases 3 to 287 code for a protein of 94 amino acids. The record is from RefSeq and is a predicted model, not a curated record. Lineage: Eukaryota; Metazoa; Chordata; Cladistia; Polypteriformes; Polypteridae.
CAAUGGAGUUUUAUCUGGAAAUUGACCCUGUGACUUUGAACCUCAUUAUACUGGUGGCCAGUUAUGUCAUAUUGCUCCUGGUGUUUCUCGUAUCCUGCGUGUUAUAUGACUGUCGAGGCAAGGAUCCCAGUAAGGAAUAUGCUCCGGAGCCUCCCCCUGCUUCGCAGUCUCCCAUUAGACUGGUGGUGAUGCAAAGCUCCCCUGCCGCCGCACGGUGGGGAGAGAAAAUCGUGACAACGUAUGAGGCCCCGGCCGACCAGCUAGAAAAGAGAAGUACUUUGGUCUGAAAGUGGCACGCUGCUCACUUUUCAGUGGAGUCCUCGGCGUCUUUGGAAUAAACUGUUUGCCAUUUUAUGAUCAUGUUCACCUUACACAAACAUCCGUCAGGUCUGAGAAGGUUUAUGAAUAGCCGAGCAGCCAGCAACUGCAGAUACCAACCUACAUGUUAUGAACAUGCUGCAAACUGCUACACACAUGCUUUCCUUAUAGUCCCUGCUUUUCUUGGUACAUCUCUGCUUUACCGCCUGUCUGAUGACUGCUGGGAG